This is a messenger RNA of Orussus abietinus, 2812 nucleotides long. RefSeq names its product nose resistant to fluoxetine protein 6. Lineage: Eukaryota; Metazoa; Arthropoda; Insecta; Hymenoptera; Orussidae. The transcript is spliced from 12 exons. Gene Ontology annotation, molecular function: acyltransferase activity, transferring groups other than amino-acyl groups. The record is from RefSeq and is a predicted model, not a curated record. Bases 106 to 2406 code for a protein of 766 amino acids.
UCGGAACGAAGAGGAGGCUCCCUUCGGCCCGAAUAGCCCGCGACCGAGGACCCAAGAGCCGCUCCCGUCUCCUAUCUCUUCGCUGACGACCGAAGACCCGGAGACAUGGUGCUCGCGUUCCUCGCGCUCCUUGGGCUCCUCGCGCUCCCGGGGCCGAACCCGGGCCUGGCCGCGGGUACCGGGGCCACGUGCGCCGCCAGGUGCGAGGGCGCCAACUCGACCCGGGGCGCGGACGCGAGGCGCCUCCCGAGCCGAGUGGCCACCCUCGAGCCCCGACGCAACGACUCGCGGCAGCUCGGACACCUUGACCGGCUCGGCCAGCUCUCGGAACCCGAGGCGGAGGUCCCGGCCACCGGCUGGUUCACCGACGUCCCGCUGCUACCGAUCGUCUUCGCCACCUCCCCCUCGCUCCAGGACGGCGCCUGCAAGCGGCAAGCCGCCAGGUUCUUGAGGGAGCUGCACAACGGCACCCUCUGGGCCGUUAAGAUGUACGACGCGUCCACCAAGUACCCCAACGGGAUCGUGAACGGUCACACCCGGCACGUGGGCAACUUCGACGAGUGCUACGAGCUGCGCAUCCCGCCUCCGGAGACUCGACAUGGCGAGGGCGACGCCCCCGGAAGGUACUGCCUGGUCGACGUCGAGUACCGGAGAGACUCGGACCUCGAGCUCCCCUCGAAGGGCCCGUUCACCCUGGAGUUCGAUCCGAACGACUCCGCGUGGGAAGCCAUCAGGGAGAAGGGCGACUUCCGCCGAGUCAAGAGGUACAUGAUCCAGGGAGCCCUCUGCGUGCCCUCCGCCUGCAGCGCGGCGGACAUUGAGGCGGCCCUCCAGGAACCGCUCGGCAGGAUCGCGGCCUCCAGGGGCAUCCGCCUGCGGACCUCCGUCGACCCGAUCCUCUGCCAGUCCCGAGACGAGGCGCCUCGGUUCACCCGGGGCUCCGCGGUUUAUGGGCUCAUCGUUCUGGCUCUCUUUGCCCUGGUGACGAUCGGCACGCUAUGCGACGCCCCCUCCGACAGGGACGACGACCCUGGGACUUCCGUAGGAAGAAAGCUGCUCUCGUGCUUCUCGGCGCGGAGGAACCUCGCCAGUGUCUUCACCGUCAACUACAACCACCCGGGCCUCGACUGCAUCCACCUCAUGCGCUUCUUCUUCACCUCGCUCGUCGUUCUAGGGCACAGAAGCUUCCAGAAUCACAUCAACUCCAUCAACAAUGCCGACUAUUACGAGAAGGUCUGCUCCUAUCCGUUAACGGCGUUGUUCCUGAACGGCGCGACCGUCGUGGACGCCUUUCUCGCAAUGGGAGGCCUGUUGGGAACUUACUUCGACUUGCACGAGCUCGACAAACGCGGACGCUUUGACGUUCCUAGUCGCAUCCUGCUCCGCUUCCUGAGAGUCACUCCUGCGUACGCGAUGGUCAUCUUCUUUGAUAUUCUGGUUUUGCCCGUGCUCGGGUCGGGACCGCUUUGGAAAUCGUACGUCCUCAAGGAGAGGGACAAUUGCGCCAAUUAUUGGUGGGCGAAUAUUUUAUUCCUCAACAAUUACGUCGGAGAGCAGAACAUGUGUCUCUUCCAGUCCUGGUAUCUGUCCGCCGACUUUCAAUUGUUCCUGCUGUCGUUGCCGAUCGUCUACAUAUUCUGGCAGCUUCCCCGCAAGUACGGCUACGGAUUCCUCGGAGUUGCCAUUGCGGCGAGCUGCGUGGCCCCUUUCGUCUUGUCUUACUCGUACAACGUUAGCCCCAUAUUCGUAGGAUUGCCUCACAUGCGCGAGCUCUUGAACGUGGAGUACUUUUACAAGUACUACGUGAAAUCGCAUCUGCGCAUCACGUCGUACUUGGUGGGAGUGUUGACCGGGGCGAUCCUCUACGACUUCAAGGGAAUCAAAUGGCGACUGCCGAAAGUGUGGUCUCAAAUCUCCUUCAUGGUCCUGGUGGUCGCGCUCAGUGUCACCACUCAAGCCAUCGGUCACAAGUACUUCGACCCCAACAAGUUGCCCGGUCGUCUGGAGGCCGCGCUCUACGCCAGCUUCCACAAGUGCGCCUUCGUCGUCGCCAUGUGCGCGGCGCCGAUUCUAUUCACCAUCGGUGACGGCUUGAAGUUCCAGUACAAUUUCUUCACGCCAGCUUGGGUGCAACCGUUGGCCAGAUUAACGUACGGCGUCUACCUCGUGCACGGCAUCAACCAAGCGUACUCCAUGGGAGUCGCUCGAACUGCCAGGACCGCUACCGUACACGGACUGGUAUUUGACUGGAUUGGCGACAUGGUUCUAACGUUUUCCGUGUCAUUACUUAUAGCGAUUACUAUCGAAGGACCUUUUAGAAGAUUCUCCAAGCUCCUAUUCAUAGAACUGGAAAAGAAGAGACGAAAAGAAAGAUCAUCGAGGAUCACGGAGAAGAAGACCGACUAGUCAAAGACGACUUAUUAGAGUUAACUAGCCAGUAAAUUAUUCCGGUGUAAAUUAUGUACAUUUUAUGCAUGCGUACUCUAUUCGUUGUGUAUAUAUUUUACUGCAUUACCAUGUGCGAAACGUUUCUUAUUAUCUAUACGUAUACAAUGUACAAGAUGUUUGCUUAGAACUCCACGUACUCUUUUUUUUUUUUUUAAGUGACCGACGAGUUCUUAAAGAGGUAUUCUCGAUACUCGGUAAAACGUAUUGAUCGGGAAUCCCAUUCCUCUUCUUCCGUACGUAGUAGAUCAAAGGCGAUUACUCGAGGAAUUCAGGCAAGGUGCGAAGAAACGAUUACGUAAAAGAUCCUUGAAUAGUUUUGGAAACGUCACGAAUUUCAUAUGCAAUUAAAAGUCCUUGGAACAUG